GACGUUCGGUCCAGCUUUAGCGACGUGAUGACGUCAGAGGGUGUGUCCAAACAGAGGACAGAGAGGGGACUCAUUCUACAAUGGGAGACAGUUUUCGCGAGCAGCUGUUGGAGGACACUGCCUUCCUCAGAGCUGAGCAGAGACUGGACACAGAGCUGGUGGACAAACUCAUCCUGCAGCUCAACAGAAUCUACCCGCAGAUCCUCACCGACAGGGAGGCCACGAGAUUCAGAAAUUUGGACGUACCAACAAGCGUUCGCCUGGGUGAGCUCCUGACACAUCUACAGGGGAAAGGUGAUGAAGCCUGCAGGGAGUUUUACAGAGCGCUCCACCUCCAUGUGGAGGAGGUAUACUACAGCUUGCCAACACGGCUACGCCUCAGAGAUUCUUUGAAUCCACUCACAAGUCCACAGAUCUACUCACAGAGAAACGUCCUAAACGACAGAGGUCCUCUCUUCUUCCUAGGCUGUUUCGGCUUUGCUGUGGGAAUAGCUUUUCUCUAUUACUAUGGCGACGCUAAAGUGUCGGGAGGCAGCCGGGCCCUUGGAAUGGCCGCCCUCGGUUUGAAGAGAAAAGCGCAGGAGGUUCUUAUUUGGUACACCGAAGAGGGCAUAAUGAAGUAAUAAGGGUCAUCUCCAUACUUGGUGCUUCAGAAUUUCUGACACUACAAAAAAAAGCCUUGUUUUUUUCUAAUUUUGUACACAUUAUGAACUAUGCAAAGUACUUAUUAUUUUUGCUACUGAUCUGAAUGACAAGGGGAGACACAUUUGACACUUAGGUCACACUUUAUAUAUUGCUAAGUGGUGUAGGGACGAAUACACUUGAGGGUAAUACUGUGCAAUAAAAUAAUGUAAAUGAUUUUUAUACAUAAAUUUACCUAAUUUUAUGCUAAUUAAAAACUAUCAAGGGAUGAUAAAUUCUUAAAUAAAAGUGCCAACCUCUGCGUUUUUUUGUUGGUGUUUGAGCUGAUAAAUGUUAGGUUAUUGGUUUUAGUCUGUACUCAAUGUAUUUCUCUAUGUAAUUUACAGUCCAUUGAGACCACAUUUUAAUAUUAUGUUUCGGAACAACCACAAACUAUAAUAUAUUUUAUUGGAAUUCUGUAUGACAGACCAAAACGAUAUAGUUUAUAAUUAUAUUUAUAAUGACUUUCAACUUUUUUCUACCAAUAAAAAUCUAAUCUUUGUCAGCUUUACACUCAUAGACAUUGAAAUAUUUUUCUAAUUCUUCUUUGUCAAGUUUCUCAAGUUGUGUGAGAUGGGAUAGAAGUGUAAGACUUACUAUAAAUUGUCAAGUUUAUGUUUAUGUGUCUCCUUCAAGAUGAACCUCUGAUGAGUGUCUUUUGCAGCCCUUAGCAAGUUUUCAUUCUCAUUCUCCCAGACUUUUGUUCCAUCUAUCAUCAACUCUACCCAUCUGACAUGUUUUUGCUGAAGAACAGUAUCCCCACUGCAUAAUGAUUCUCCUACCACCAUGUUGGUUGUGACAUUUUGCAUGUUGGCCAAAAACUGUUUGUCUUUGUAGGUUUGCAUUGCGACAAACAUUUUCAAUUUUCAGAUAAUAUAGUGCUUUGCUAUAUAUGCGCGAUGUUGAUUUACACCCAACUCUUCUUGGCAUCUCUAACCAAGUUUACUGUGGUUGUUCACUAAUGUUCUCUAACAAUCCCCUAAAGCCUUCACAGGACAGCUGUAUUCAUAGAAAUUAAAUUACACACAGGUGGAAAAGAAAGAAGUGUAUGGUCGUAGCAUGAAAAAUAGUUCAACUGAAUAGUUCAGCAUGGAUACUUUUGCCAGGCACCAUAUGUAAAAAUGCUAAAACUGGCGUAAAACUUUUAUGAAUAACAUAAAGCCAAGUAAAAACAGAUGGUCACAAACCUGUUUCCGUACCGCGAUUACCAUCUUGUGGACAUGAAGGAAACUACAUUACUAAACUUGUAUUGAUUUUCAUAGGGUCUUUAAAAAUUGUUUCUCAUAUUCAAGCAAACAAAAAUUAAAGCGUGAAAAUCUAAAUACAUCCAGAUAUUGCUAGAAGUAUUUACUAAACUAAUAAUGUGGUAAAAGCGCGAAUAGUUAUCACGUGAUACUCUCCGCCAAUAAUAUCUCGCGUUCUAACGCAGUGCAUUAUGGGUACAGUUGUUACUAGAAAAAAGGGUAAAAAGAAACAAAUAAAAUUAUUAAAUUUGUUGUUAAUCAUCUUGAUUUUGAUUGAAUUUUUUCGUAAAAGUAAUACAAUUUUGUAAUCUUCAUAUCCCAGUAAGUGGAACCGUAAGUGAAACUGACGGUGAAGGUUGGUGUCUAUAUAGUGACGGGAAAACGUAGAAUUUACGUGUUGUAUGAAAGGAGAGAAGGUUAGCACUCCCCUUGACAAGGAUGGAAUUGGCCCUUGUGGCCAGCAACACAUAUACGGUUAAGGCAUUGCCACCUACUUCGUGGCAUCUCUAACCAAAUUUUUUA
Messenger RNA from Xiphophorus hellerii (green swordtail), 2447 nucleotides. RefSeq names its product caspase recruitment domain family, member 19 (gene card19). Lineage: Eukaryota; Metazoa; Chordata; Actinopteri; Cyprinodontiformes; Poeciliidae. Bases 81 to 623 code for a protein of 180 amino acids. The record is from RefSeq and is a predicted model, not a curated record. Gene Ontology annotation, cellular component: mitochondrion. The transcript is spliced from 6 exons.